AAAAAAAGAAGAAGAAGAAAGGAGGGAAUAAGGGGGGAGAAGGAAAAGAAAGGGAGAUGGAGGAGAAGGAGGAGGAGAGUGAAAGAGAGAGAGAGAGGAGGAGAGGGUGACCAAACGGAGGGAGGAGGGAGGGGGAAACGGCGUAUGCUUGUAUACAACCCUGAUUUCCAUUUUUUUCCCAACUCGUAAUGUAUUUAAUUCAAGUGAAACGUAAUCAUGACGUGUCGUGUCAUUAAUCUCCUCGCCGCCUCUCCCAAAAGUAAAGGAGGAGGCUGCCAUAGAAGUGUCCCCCCCCUCAUCCGAGACACUAAAGAAUGGCAUAGCAUCACACACACUGCUGAGGAUGGAUUCUCCACCAGAGUGUGUGUUGUCUCUUUCUUGUGAGCAGCCCCAGUCUCCCCCAACACUGCCAUCUCUGGACCACAGCCCCCAGGCCUCCUCUCCUCACACCCAGCUCUCUCUACCUGACAGCCCCGUUGUCCUGCCGAUUCACAGCCCCGAACCCUCCCCUCAGAGCCCAGACACGACGCCUUAUUUCCCCCUCUCUCCCUUCCCCCUCCACGAGGAUAACAAUAACAAUCACCAUGAUGUUGAUGAAGAAGAUGACGAGGAAGGGCUGGACGGUGUUCCUCCAUCACCGACCCCUGCAGUGGCUCUGUUCCCAGGUGGAGGGGGACAAGAGGCUGGAUGCAGUCCCCGUUUGGACUCCUCUCCACCAGACACCCCAUCAGCACCUUUACUUGGGUAUGGUGCCCUGGAGCUGGCCCUCUCUUCAGGUCAGAGUGGAAACUGCAGUGAUGAGCUAGACCUCCAGCUGUUCCAGAAGGACACGGUUCCCAGGACGUUACCUGGAGUUGGAGCGGCUUCAUCGGGGCCUGCGCUCAAGUUUCCCUGUCAUGUAUGUGGGAAGAGAUUCAGAUUCCAAAGCAUUUUGUCUCUUCACGCACGAGCUCACAGUCUCGACCGAGACCGCAGAGCUUCAGCCCUCUACCGGACCGGACUCCCCUCAGCUCCCCUAAAGCAGCACCUCAAAAUCCAGCAGAACCACAAAGACUUCAUCCCGAAUCACAGAAGUCACUCAAACCAGCGUUUACUGCCAGGUACUCUCAUCCAGCAUCUCACAGAGGAAGAGGAUGUAAAUGGUGAGAUCCAAGGUCUAGAUAAUGGCCUGCAGACUGACCACAACCCAAACUUUUUACUGGAUGACAGCACACCUUUGACCCCUCCACUUACAGAGGACCCUGUUUCUGUGACCUCUCCCUAUUCUUCUACCACCGGGGAGGGUGCAUCGACUUCCAUAGCGCCUACGUUUCGCUGUCAUGCCUGCAAAGGAAAAUUCCGCACAGCUUCGGAGUUGGCGCGGCAUGUCCGCAUUCUCCACAACCCGUAUAAAUGCACUCUUUGUCCUUUUUCUGCCAGCCAAGAAGAAAGCCUGGCAUCUCACUUGCAGGAGUGCCACCCAUCCCCUGACGUACCUGCUCUGCCACCAGCCUUCAACUCCAGGUCCAUCAUUGCAACCCCAGACACUCCAGUGCCCACUCCAACACAUACCCCAGCCCCAACACCAAGUAACCCACAGAUGACAGCAGCUGCUACAGUGGCCGCCGCCUCUGCACUGCCGGCAUUUCGCUGUGAUACUUGUGGACAGCGAUUUACCCAGUCUUGGUUCCUAAAGGGACACAUGCGAAAGCACAAGGACUCCUUGGACCAUAAGUGCCAGGUGUGCGGCCGUGGCUUCAAGGAGCCUUGGUUCCUCAAAAACCACAUGAAAGUUCAUCUCAACAAGCUUGGACUGAAGGCUGGUUUGGGAGCCCCUGGGGGACCAGGAGGUGCUGAGCAGCUGUCUAAAGGCUCUGCUAGUAAUCAGUCUCUCAACGCCCUCUACUCAAGCCUGCUUUUGGCUCAGCGAGGAGGCGGCAGCAGAGGUGGACAAGGAAGAUCAGAUAGAGAAACUGGAGGCAGAAUUGGGAUGGGCUUGAGCAAGUCAGCUAUCCUGGGCUAUCUGGGUUUGCCAAGUGAUGGCAGUGGGGCCAGCUGCAUGGAAAGACUUCAAGCAGUUGCACAGGUGGCAGAAAUGGGAAACGGUGGGGGUGGUGGCGUCGGCAGUUCAGGAGGAGGGGACCCAGGAAGAGGAGGGGGAACGUCUAGAGGAGGAAAUACAGGUGAGCCUACAGGAAACAUUUCAGAAGGAGGGGACCAGGCUACUUGGUGGCAGCUGGUGGCUCGCAGCCUGGCAGUAGCUCAGCAGCAGCAGAGGCCUCAUCAGCGAGGCCAACAUCAAGGCCAGAGAGCAGCAGGUCGAAGUUCGGUGAUCACAGAGGCCGACCAAGUCAGGGCCUACCUCGGAGGCCUCAAUCCAAGAGAAGAGACCGGAGGAACAGGAGGCCCUUGGGAAUGCCCAGACUGUGGAAAGCUAUUCCGCAGCCUGCAGCAGGUGGUAGUUCAUGCUCGAGUUCACACUCAGAGGCCCCAGAAAGGAGGUGGCAGUGAAGAGGAGGGGAGUGGGAGCCGUAGAGAAGUGGGGCUAGGAAGAGGAGGAGAAGUGAGGCAGGAAUCUCAGCUACAUGGUGGUGGAUCCCAACAUAUGGGAGAAAUGAGACAGGAAUCAAAACUCAACAGUGGUGGAUCACAAACAGGAGCAGCUACCGGGUUUCACUCUGUCAUCUCAAGCUUCAAAGGAGAAAAUGGUUUGACAGCAGUGUCCUCCAUAGCUUCAGUUCCCACCAGGGAGCGAGUGCGUGGUAGAGGGAUAAAAGACUGCCCCUACUGUGGCAAAGCUUUCCGCUCUUCACACCAUCUCAAAGUGCACCUGAGGGUUCACACAGGUGAGAGACCCUACAAAUGCCCCCACUGUGACUAUGCAGGUACUCAGUCUGGCUCGCUGAAGUAUCACCUGCAGCGGCACCACAGGGAGCAACGCAACGCCUUGUCAGCCGCCUCCAACUCCACCUCCUCUGGUCUCACCUCCACUAUCAACAGUCUGACCUCUGGAACCUCUGGCCUGGUCAAGCAGCGCCGAUCCCAACUCAACCACUGCCCAGUGAACCGAAGCCCAACAGAUGCUCCCACCUCUCGGCCCGGCCAGCAGUCCUGGCUCCUGGGGCUUCCAGACCAGCGGGAGCAUCGGAAGGCCUUGGCAGCUCUAAGGGAUGUCGACCUGGAGACCCAGUACAGGUAUCUGUCUGGGGUGAUGGGGGCGCUUUACCAAGGCGGAAUGGAAGGAGGCUGGAUCAGGGAGUCUCCUCCACCAAAGGCCCCUAAAGUGUCCCGACGUAAGCCCCUUACUACAAGCCGAAUGGUGCAGCCAUCGAGCGACAAGGACGGACCCGUGGCAUCGACUCAAGAGGGCGGAUUUGAACCCCUGGAUUUGUCUCGUCGCACCUCACCUGGCCUUGGAGGGAUGGAGGAGGAUGGAAGCAUGAGCAUAGGAGAAGUAGGAGGAGGUGGAGACAGCGGAGGGGACAGUUCAUCAGGGGUCAAACUGAGCCAGUGUUUGUUCUGCCCUUUCCGUACGUCGUCUGCAGAGCUGAUGGCCAUGCAUCUCCAGGUCAACCACACCAGUAAGUCCAGGCGCAAAAGAGGCUCUUUGACUGUCUUGGAGGACGAUGGAGCCCCAAAAGCCACCAAGCCACGGAUGGAUCAUGCCGAGCUCGACCCUCUGACCAUUUGGAGGCAUGCGAGUGAGGCAGAGUCCCAGGCCCCCCUCGGGGAAUGGUCCUCAGCUCAGGCCCAGUCUCUUAAUGGUCUCUCUGAGCAUACGGCAGAACAUCUGGAGGACGGUCCCGACCACCCAGACUCCAUGGCUUCAGUAUCAAAGAAUGUAAGAGACAGUCCGACACUCCAAAGGAAGAUGGAAGGGGAGAAAGAAGACCAAGAGGAGGAAUUUGAAGAGAAUUUGGAGAACAGCAGUCUGGAGGAUUCGCAAGACCACGAUCUGAGGAUGUCCCUCGCUCUCUCACCAGCCCUGAGCACAGCAGGCGAGGAGGAAAGGGUCUUAACAGAUUAGAGUAUUUCUGAAUGACACCAUUUAAUGUGGAAAGUUAGGUUCAAUGUUUUCAACUACAUUUGACGCAGAAUUAAAGAAAAUUGGGCAGAAAGCAGCGCAGAGAGAAAAUGGGUUCAUGGUUAAACGAAGUCUUGUCUCUUCAUACCUUCAUUUUUGGACAGACUUAAGGAGCCCGACAAACGGAUGUUUCAGAAGGUGAUGACAAGAGCGAGAUGGAGGUAAAAACUAUGGCCGUUAUGUUCCCUCCAACAUUAUCUGUCUACUUGAGUUCUGACUGUGUGAAAUUCCUGUAAGAAAAACAAACAAACACAACUAGAGCAUGGAUGCAUCUUUUCAGGAUUUUGUAGGCCACUUUUCUAUUUUUUUUUUCAAGCUUCACUCCAAGAAGGAUGAUUUUUAAGAUGAUCUCCAAUUUGAUAAAUGAAAGAACCAUGUAAGAGAUCAAGGGCAAGAUCCUGCAUCAUUCCAGAGUCGUGCAUUUGUUCCUCUCUAAUAAUGGGCUGUAAAUCCCAGACUACUAUACUGACCAAGUUGAAGCCAGCUGUGAAGAGAUGCUCUCCUGACUGACUGUUAAACACCUUCAGCCUCCAAAAAAGACACGGAGGAAGGUUUAGUUUUGGAAAGUUUGGAGCUGCCAGCCUCAGCUAAGCUAUUUGAUAUUAAUUUAAGGCAUGAGGUAACUGUUGCAGGCUGUGUGCUUUCCCUCAACUAUGUAUCACUGCCUUGUUUGUUCAGAAAAGUGUUUCUCAAUGACUGUCCUAAAGAAAAACAGAAAGAAAAGUUUGUAAUUUUUUUUUUUGGUUUUCAGUUAGUGCCUGUUCCUGUAUGUUGUCGAGAGAGUCUCUGGCAUUCCUGCCCACUGAGGCUCUGAUAGGUCAUUCAUUUUAUCUGAAUAUACAGUUUAAAACGAUUUAAGUACAAUAUAUUUGUUAAAAGUGGUUCUAGGGUGUUGUGAAUAGUUAAGUUGUAAAAGAAAUGCUACAUCAUAGCUCAAUGUCCUUGACACAGACUGUAGCCAUUUGUGGCUCAGCUUGAAAAGAACAAAAAAAAAAGAAAAAAAAGUAGGUGACAUGCGUAAUGUAUAAUGUGAUGAAAGGUCACGGGCUGAGCGAUAAAAGGGGGUCACAGUUCGUCUUCGGUGUUUACAAUGGUAGCGAAUGCGGGUCAGGGUUGCCGAGGCAACUCAUGGUCAUCACAGAUGUGCGGAAAUGAACAAAACACAGAGUUUGUUGGAGGGCUGAAGGAGUAACGCUAGAGCCCCUGAACACAAUCAAUGACACAUUGUUUUAAAGAGACUGAGACUUAGCAACUGUGUCAAAAAGAACUUUUUUUUUCAGUUUUUUCCUCCAUAGGAGAGAAGAUACAAGGUAGAGAACGAAAAAGGAAGCAGUAUCGCUGCCAGGCAGGACUAAAUCUGAGAAACCAACUGUACUCUUGGGUUAUGGUGUCUUUUAGAUGAGUAGAUUCCCUCUCUUCUUUUUUAUAAGAAAAGAAAAGACAAUGGUAGGAGUAAUUAUUAAAACACUAACAAAUGCAUAGACAUCCCAGUAGAAUAUGUGUAGCUUUUGUAAAGACAAGAAAAAACAGCAGACUUUUGUUUAUUUUCAUUUCGAGAUGCUUACAGAAAAAGGUUAUCAAUAUAGGUAAUAUUGAUUAUAAUGUUUGUGAGCUAAGACUAGUUGGAAUGUCUAUACAGAGCACUGUGCAAGGUUUGAGUUCCCAAAGUAGUUGUUUUUAUUUCGACUUUAUCAAUAGACCAAACGUUUUUUCAAUGGCAGUUGUCACUUUCUGUUGUCAGUUUAAAUGUGUAAAUGUGUGGUUUGAUUAGGUGUACCCCAUCAAUGAGCAAAAAUCGAUCGAUUAGUUGGUCUGUGUAUCAAAUGUCCAACCGUUGAACUGGUUGUUAAAGAAAGUUCAGAAUCAAAAUGUGUAACUAAUGUGGUAACAUAAAAGACAUCCACUGCUUGAAAUGACAAAAAAAAUCUGUUCUCACGAGCGCUUGAAGGUGUAUUUAUGGAAAAAAAAAAAAGAAUGUGAGGUAUUAAUAUCCCCUUACACUGGGUAACAGCCACUAUUUAUCCACUGAGACUACAUCUGAUGGGGUAUUCUAUGACUGCAGCCACACUUUAAUGUGCAUUCAUGUGUUUAAGUUCUUUUUUUAGAGCACCUUAUGAGUUUUGUAGUGAAAGUCCCUUAGUGGUGUCUCCUUAACAACUACUGUCAAUGCCACCGUGCCUUCUGUUUCAAGCACUUCCUGGUGUAUUUUGUAAAACUCACCAAAAGCACUUAGCCUAUAUCUACACACUCUCUUUCUUCCUCUCUUUUGUCUGUCUUCCCACCUCCCUCCUAUUCUCAUCUCUUCUUCAUCACAUCAUUUUCCUAAUCUUUUUCUCGUGUCUUUACCUCCUGACCUCUUUCUCUCGGGGGAAGCUGUUUCCCUGCCAGUUUCUCUCUCUCUGGCCUGUCAGGCCUUAAACAAGGUCACUAGGCCUUAUUGCUACAAUCUAGCAUGGCUAGACUCUUCAAAGAAUGGACUACCUAAUCCUUAGACAAUUUUAAAAAAUCACUAUAGAUGUAAGGUUUGACUACUUCUGGUCUUGAUACUAACCCUUGGUAAACCAAAGCCCAAGUCUAAGACUAAUGAAUAUCGUAUUUAAUCUCAUAAGGUGCCAAAACAUGUCCGAUGUGACACUAAAGCAGAUGGAAACUUGAGAAAACUAAAUAAUUCACCUAUUUCCUCCCUCUCUCUCUCUCUCUCUUUCCUCAUUCUCCCAGCAGCCAUCCUAUCUUUUCCCUCCCGUGCUUGCUCUUCCUCCCUCUUCUCAUCCGUAAGCUGUCGAUCUCUAGCACCACUCGAAGGUGACGUGUACUAUCUGGUAUUGAGGCCUUUAUUAGAUUUUGAUUUCAGUUUGUGUGGUGUUUGUUCAAUGCCGUUGAGAUGGAAAAAUUGCUCUUAUAAUGAUAAGUAUUAUUGUUUUGGCAUUAUGGUUAAAAACAAGAAAAAAAAAAGACAAAAAACCUAAAGAGAUGUGUUGUUGAAUGUUGUACAGAUAGCACUAGAGAUGUUGUGUUUUUUUGUUUUGUUUUGUUUUUUUAAAGAGAGCACAAACUUGAGUGAUGGUUUCUUCAACUCCUCCCGCCGGCAGAAGGGAAUAAAACAGCCUGCCAAUCAUUGUAGAUGUCUAAUGAUAAAAAAAAGUCCCUCAGCGAUGACAUAUUUUCUAAAUAAGCUCUUUGUCGAAGCAGCUUUUGACUCAAACUCAUUUUCCAAAUUUACUGCACGAAAAGAAAAAUCUUUUUGUUGUGUUGAAGGUACAGUUUGAUUUUAGAGAAACUUAACUGUUUUCCCGACUUUAGCAAGAGUCUGAGAAACACAAUGGAAGCUUUGACAGGGAGUUAAACCUGCUUUAGCUCAUGUAUAUCUGUGGUGUCAUUGGAAAUGAAUCUAAAAACUGCAAAACACACUUUUUUAAAGAUAGCUAACCCCCUGUUAACUUAAAAAAUAUACCUUUAAAAAGUAAGAUUAUAUCAUUACUGUUUCUGUGUACCAGCAGAUGAAUACAAAGACCAAUUUUUUAGAUAAAAUACUUAUAAGUUGUCAUUUUUGUACGCAUUGGUGAAUGCUUUUAAGACGAUUCUCAAUGUUUAAGGUGCAUUUCCUCAUUUUUCAGAGUAGCUUGUAACUAGACAUGCAUUUAUUUAGCAAAGCAAACUCACUAUUUAGCUAUCUUCACCGAUAUCAGGCCUCCUCGAGGUUCUCUGGCCCCGAUUCAAGUUGGAAAAACAAAAAAAGAAGAUUCUCCGCAAAUCUGAUUGGCCCCGUUCGUUUGCAUGUGUUUCUGAAUUUGCUCCCUUGUGAUUUACAAACUGCACCUUACAUCUUCUGAUUGUGAAUCGGAGUAUUUUGCAGAAAGGAUUAGACUUUAUUGGGUAUCAAAGAGGCUUAUCCUACAUCCAGUAUUUUUGUAAAAUGACAAAUCCUUGCGAGUUGAAGGGACCGUGCUGGGUUUGGGCUCUUGUGUAGUUGACUGCCAUUGCAGUGAGGGAAAACUGACCUAACAUAGUAGUGACUAAUAUAACUUUGUGGACAGAUGAAAAAAAGAAAAAAUAAAACACAUUAGAAAUAAAUAAACACAAACAAAACAA
This is a messenger RNA of Acanthochromis polyacanthus (spiny chromis), 8152 nucleotides long. It is a transcript of the gene znf219, whose product is annotated as zinc finger protein 219. The coding region runs from base 344 to 4006 and encodes 1220 amino acids. Gene Ontology annotation, biological process: regulation of DNA-templated transcription. Gene Ontology annotation, cellular component: nucleus. The record is from RefSeq and is a predicted model, not a curated record. Gene Ontology annotation, molecular function: RNA polymerase II cis-regulatory region sequence-specific DNA binding; DNA-binding transcription factor activity, RNA polymerase II-specific. The transcript has 5 exons. NCBI's taxonomy places the organism in Eukaryota, Metazoa, Chordata, Actinopteri, Pomacentridae.